Molecule: messenger RNA, 1653 nt
Organism: Trematosphaeria pertusa
Lineage: Eukaryota; Fungi; Ascomycota; Dothideomycetes; Pleosporales; Trematosphaeriaceae
Exons: 1
Coding region: 254-1450 (398 amino acids)
Source: RefSeq, a predicted model, not a curated record
CUAUGCUCCUCCUGCUUCACCUGUCUCCACCCGCUCCUUCCUCUACUUCUUCUUGCCAAGACCCCGCCAUCCUAGUCGUCGAUGGACCUGCCCGGGCGCACCUUCCUAACCUCACGCCUCGCGCCUGCCUCUUCUCAAGUGGGCCCCUCCAACCGACCGUGACCGCUCUCUCUUGGCCCCACAACUCACCUCACCUCGACCCGCCGAUACCCACACGCUUGCAGACCAUCCGUUGGACUAACACUCCUCCAGUAUGGCUCCGUCGACCCCGCCAGAUCGCGACAGCAGCCCCGAGCUCGGGAGUCCGUCUCUACUGCCGCAGUACAACAAGAAGACAGGCCGACCGAUCCGUCGGAGCGCCGGCAAAAUCAAGAUGAUCGCGGAUUACGUCGACUCUGCGAUAAUUGAGGAUGAUGAACCCUCCGAGGUGCCUUCAGAGGACGAAGACGAAGUAGCCAAGCCCUCGCGCAAGCGCAAGCGGACGCCCUCACCUCCUCCUCCGCCGUUGGACCCUAUCAUCUAUGACGAGGAGCCGGACGAGGCCUCGGACGAAGAGGACGUCGGGAACUUCCAUCAUAACGUGGAGAAGCCGCCGACCAUUACCUUGCAAUUCAACGUCCCGCUUGGUUUCCAUGGCCCUCUGGUGGUGAAGCUCGACCGGAGCCUUCUGCAGGACAACACAGAAGGUACCACCCAGGAACUGCAGCCACGCCGCACCAAGCGGAAGUUGAACAAGCCCACACCGGUACCGCAAUCGCAGGGCACGGCAGCCCAGGAGCAGAAGAAGACCGGCUUCUGCGAUCUGCCUGGGGAACUUCGGAAUAAAGUCUAUCGGCUUGCGUUUGUGACCAGCGAAACCCUUGCAUUCCCCGACGCCGACAACCUCUGUAGAUCCGGCCAGUUCUUGAGCACUUGCAAAAUGGUAUAUGGGGAAGGCUGCAGCAUCCUCUAUGGCGAGAACAAGUUCUCCUUCGAACGCAACAAGAACACCCGGCGUCCGUUCUGGGAGAAAAUCCCUAGGGAGAUUGGCUACACGGAUGUCCGCCGCUUUCUGAAGGCAAUCGGCCCUGAGAACCUGGCCUACCUGCGAGACAUCAGGCUCGUUUUCGAUGAUGCCACUCAGUCGUCGACAUCCUACCUCACCCACGAAGAGCGACGGUUUCUCAACGACGAGCACCUCUUCGACUGUCUCCGCAUCCUCCGCGAGGCAAAGCUCCGAAAGCUCACUCUCCGCUUCGAUGGUCGCCGCACUCUGCACAAGACGGACGUCCGAUUCCUGGGGUACCUGGAGCAGGUCAAGGCCGACGAGAUAGUUCGCGAGAAGGAAAAGUCGACCGGGUGGUCCGCGCAUCCCCCGGGCAAGCUUGGCUACAGAGUGUGGGAAGACCUUAAGGAGUCAAUGACCCGAAAGAAAAAACUCUACGCUGAAGAGAAGGGAGCCAAGGCGUAGGAAAUUGUCCGACGUCGGCUCUUUCGGCGUCAUCCACCACUGUCACAAUCACACACAUUGCAGCAUUCGGCCCUUUCCACGCAGGCCUCGGCCUCGGUCCGAUCGGCAUCAUUACACUCUGUACUCCCGGCUACGGUCUGCAUUCUAUCCCCCUGUUGCUUGCCUCAGCACUGUCGCACAUCAUGUUCCGGACUCCGGCCGAC